Halteromyces radiatus is the source of this 823-nucleotide messenger RNA. RefSeq lists its product as uncharacterized. Bases 158 to 715 code for a protein of 185 amino acids. The record is from RefSeq and is a predicted model, not a curated record. NCBI's taxonomy places the organism in Eukaryota, Fungi, Mucoromycota, Mucoromycetes, Mucorales, Cunninghamellaceae. Gene Ontology annotation, biological process: regulation of transcription by RNA polymerase II. Gene Ontology annotation, molecular function: RNA polymerase II cis-regulatory region sequence-specific DNA binding; DNA-binding transcription factor activity, RNA polymerase II-specific. The transcript has 3 exons. Gene Ontology annotation, cellular component: nucleus.
UUUGGUCCAACCUAUUUAUCAAACAUCUUCUCCUUCGUCUGCAGCUCCAUUAGUAGCAGCCAUACCAUCACCACGUUAUCAACAACAACAAUCAACCCAACAACAACAACAACAGAUUCAUCAGCAACAUCAAAUAGUGGAUGAUGAUUUAUAUUCUAUGGCUACUAGUCAUGCUUCGACAAAUACUGCUCCAACUUCCCCUGUUUUGGUACCCAUGAUGGAUGAUGAAUCAGAUCCUGAUGAACUCGGUCAACAACAACAACAAGAAACAGAUGGACCUCAUACUUGUCAAUGGGCAGAUUGUCGUUUGGAGUUCCCAAUUUUAGAUCAUCUUAUCGAACAUAUCAAGACUUUACAUAUCGGAAGUGGCAAGCCUUUAUACUACUGUCGAUGGAAAGAUUGUUCAAGAAAUCAAAAACCAUUUACCAAACGUCACAAGAUGCACAAUCAUCUAAGAACUCAUACCGGAGAACGACCUUAUAUUUGUACUGAAGAAGGUUGUGGCAAACGAUUCUCCCGUCCCGAUUCAUUGGCAACUCAUAUCAAGAUUCAUACCAACAUUCGACCUUAUUCCUGCCAACAUCCAAAUUGUGACAAGGCUUAUUAUCAUUUACGAUCGCUACGAAAACAUGAGAAAUCGCAUGAAAUACCACCACCUUUACCCACCACUUCUUUGAUGGACCAUCAUCUCUCAGUUUUAGAAUUGAAAGAUUAGUUAGAUUGUUAUCUUUAUAUAUAUAUAUAUAUAUCUAUAUAUAUAUUCUUUAUUUGUGUGUUUUAUAUAUUUUGUUUUUUUGUGUCGUAUACCCUCUCCCUCUCUUUC